UGUGUCCUCUCUGCAGCCUCCAAACCUCUCUCCUCAUUUCAAGCCUUUGCCAAAUGCCCUCCUCCUUCUUCCUCCUCCUCCUCUUCUGCCUGCCAGUAGCCCCUCUCAGGCCGCGUAUGGGAGCAUUCACACCCCUCUGUCGGCGUUUAGCGGAUGGAGCUCUCAGCUUGAGCCGGAGGGAGGAGGAGGAGGAGAAAGAUGAACGGUAACCCGUGUGCCCGCAGGCUGGCCCGGCGCUCCAAAUCCGCCCUGCUGAUCGCCGCUCUUGCCGUCCUGCUGGUCCAGACUCUCAUCGUGUGGAACUUCAGCAGCCUGGACUCUGCCAACGGGGACGGAGGCGCCAGGAACCGGGAGAAGAGAGAGGACCGAUCCGGGGGGCUCAACAAAGCCGACAGGGAGCAACCGCGGAGGGGGCUGCAGAAGAAGGGCGACCCGCCGCCCUCGCUCGGAAAGGCGGCCGUUCGGCACAAGCUGCAGGCGGACGCCUACCAUUCCCACCGGCCCAAAGAGAAGCUUCACAUGGACAGCAACAACAAUGAGAACUCAGUCCCUAAAGACUUUGACACCAUCGACAGCAACAGCAACCUGGGGGCUCGAUCUCAACGCCAGCGAGUGCCGGUCGCAAACCCAAAACGCAAGCUGGAUAAGGCCCAAGCACAGAGCAUGCUGGGAAAAUCUACUAACGAGGUCCUCAAGUACCCUCCCGUCCAACCCAGAGGGGUGGGCCACAAUCACAACCGCACCCACGUCCGUAAACCCCAUCCCCAGGUUCCAACCGUCCAAGCACAGGUCCAGGGGUCCAAUCAGGAUCCACCGUUCUACCAGGCGAAGAUGUCGGCCUUGCAGCUGCCGCCCAGUUUGGAGCCGAGAAAGCAGCAGCCGCAGUGUGAGAUCAGCGGAAAGGAAGCCAUUUCUGCUCUGUCCCGAGCCAAGAGCCGCGAGUGUCGGCUGCAGAUAGUGGAGGUCUACUGCAAACACAAAGACAGAGCGCUGAUGCCUGAGAAAGUGCCUCGCUACUGCCCCAUAGAAGGUAAGGCUAAUGUGAAUGUACAGUGGGAGGAGGAACCCUCAGAGGCUGCCCGGCUGAUGCCGGCACGGAUCGCUUUCGUCCUGGUCAUCCACGGCCGAGCCUCGCGUCAGUUCCAGCGUCUCUUCAAAGCCAUCUAUCACACCUCGCACUACUACUACAUCCAUGUAGACCAGAGGUCCAACUACCUCUACAGAGAGGUUCUGACUUGGGCUGGCCAGUAUCCCAACGUCCGGGUGACUUCCUGGAGGAUGUCCACCAUCUGGGGUGGGGCCAGCCUAUUGACUAUGUACCUUCGCAGCAUGGAGGACCUUCUUAAAAUGUCUGACUGGUCCUGGGACUUCUUUAUCAACCUCAGUGCUGCAGACUACCCCAUCAGGACCAAUGAACAGCUGGUGGCUUUCCUGUCCAAGUACCGCAACAUGAACUUCAUCAAAUCUCAUGGCAGAGACAACGCACGUUUCAUCCGUAAACAGGGUCUGGACCGUCUCUUCUACGAGUGUGACACCCACAUGUGGCGUCUCGGGGACCGCAAGAUCCCAGAGGGCAUUGCGGUGGACGGAGGCUCUGAUUGGUUCCUGCUCAACCGGCCCUUUGUGGACUAUGUGGUCAACUCCCGAGACGAGCUGGUCAGCAGCAUGAAGCGCUUCUACACCUACACACUGCUGCCUGCUGAGUCAUUUUUCCACACUGUGCUGGAGAACAGCGCCCACUGUGAGACCAUGGUGGACAACAACUUGAGGCUCACCAACUGGAACCGCAAACUGGGAUGUAAAUGCCAGUACAAGCAUAUUGUGGACUGGUGUGGCUGCUCACCCAACGACUUCAAGCCCUCAGAUCUGCCACGCUUCCAGCAAGCGUCCAGACCCACCUUCUUUGCCAGGAAGUUUGAGGCCAGCGUCAGUCAGGAGAUCAUCAACCAGCUGGACUCCUACCUGUUUGGACCGUACCCACCAGGCACCCCGGGCCUUCAAGCCUACUGGGAAAACAUCUAUGAGCAGGAGACGGACGGCCCCGCCAGCCUAUCAGACUCCACGCUCAGCCACUACCACGCCUUUGCUCGCAUGGGACUGUCCCGCGCUGCCAGCUCGCUGCAGGGACAUCCCAAUGACAACAGCUGCAGGUACAUGGCUAUGAGCCACCCAGUGUCGGUCCACCUCUACUUCCUGUCAGACCAGUUUCAAGGCUAUCUUGUGCGUCACGUGGCCACUAACCAAGCCUCCACUCAGCUGGAAAGCUUGGAGACCUGGGUGACUUCCAAAGACCACUUCACCCUGGCCAGCCCCCCCAACCCUACCAACAGGCUACAGCACGUCCAGGUUGGGGCGGACUGGGAUCCUAAGGAGCGUCUCUUCAGGAACUGGGGGGGUCUGCUGGGGCCCAAGGAUGAGCCGGUAGCCGUGCAGCGCUGGAGCCGAAGCCAGAGCAACCUGACUGCUACUGUGGUGUGGAUCGACCCCACCAACGUCAUCGCUGCCACUUACGACAUCCUGGUGGACGCCUCCGCUGAGGUCACCCACUACCGGCCGCCACUCACCCUGCCCUUGAGGCCUGGUUUGUGGACCCUGAGGGUGCUGCAUCACUGGAACCCGCUGGGCCAGACCAGCUUCAUCGUGGCUCCGCUGGAGUUCCACCGACAGCAGUCCUUACAGCAAGAGGAUGCCCUGCGGUUGCACGGUGGCCCAGCCAGAAAUUCCUACAUGGAGCAGAGUUUCCACGGCCUGAACCCGGUGCUUCGGCUGCCUGUGAGUCUUGGCGCCGUGGAGGAGGCUGAGGCCAACGCUGCCCUGACGGGGGUGCCGCUGCGCCGCUGGCUGGACUGGCUGCUGGAGGGCCACUGGUCGGCUGCAGACGUCUGCUCGAUGGGACCCAGCGCCUGUCCCGUCAUGCAGCGCUGUCGUCUUACCGCCUGGAGCGCUGCCAGCCCCGACACCAAGUCUGAACUGACCCCGUCCAGAGAGGACGGACGGAUCAGGUAGCAGACGGACAGGCUGAGGGAGGACAAGAGGAACAAAUGAAGGAAGACAUGGGGCUGAUGUCCUGUUUGUGUCUUAUAUUUAUUUAUUUAAAGUUUGUGCAACAUCAGAGUGAAAGGAAAUGGAUGAAUGAAACUUUGGAGGCAGCGACAGAAAGAAGAGGAACAAACUCAGAACACUGAGAAACAAAACUUCAAUCCUUAUUCAGUUUGCUGCUCAAAGGUGUGUGUGUGUGUGUG
Perca flavescens (yellow perch) is the source of this 3242-nucleotide messenger RNA. RefSeq names its product xylosyltransferase 1. Gene Ontology annotation, molecular function: protein xylosyltransferase activity. The transcript is spliced from 11 exons. Gene Ontology annotation, cellular component: membrane. Gene Ontology annotation, biological process: chondroitin sulfate proteoglycan biosynthetic process; heparan sulfate proteoglycan biosynthetic process. The coding region runs from base 199 to 3006 and encodes 935 amino acids. NCBI's taxonomy places the organism in Eukaryota, Metazoa, Chordata, Actinopteri, Perciformes, Percidae. The record is from RefSeq and is a predicted model, not a curated record.